Molecule: messenger RNA, 357 nt
Organism: Fraxinus pennsylvanica
Lineage: Eukaryota; Viridiplantae; Streptophyta; Magnoliopsida; Lamiales; Oleaceae
Source: the annotation of a GenBank genome assembly
AUGACAACAUCGAGGUUCGGCUCUCCCAGGUCCGCCUCUGCUACCGAAAUGGCACGGGCAAGAAAGGCGAGCUGCCAAGACCCGACAGGGCAAGAAAUCUGGAUUUGGAUCAGGGUCGAGUGUGUACCUUCCACUUGUGCCACUAUUGGAGUCGGUUUCAGAAGGGUUGAACGUGGAAUUUUGGUUCAGCCUUUAUUCAGAGCGGGUCAAUGGCUGAAUCGUGAUUCUCGGACUAUCCGCUUUAUUGUUGGUGGAGCUGGCUAUAGGAAAAGGUCUUAUAAAUUACCAUUCACCUUUUAUAGUUCUGAUUCAAGUUUAUUUUGUGGUUGCAGUUUCUGCAUUGUAUUUGAAGUAUGA